Stomoxys calcitrans (stable fly) is the source of this 7794-nucleotide messenger RNA. RefSeq lists its product as uncharacterized. The transcript is spliced from 8 exons. The coding region runs from base 1608 to 7316 and encodes 1902 amino acids. NCBI's taxonomy places the organism in Eukaryota, Metazoa, Arthropoda, Insecta, Diptera, Muscidae. The record is from RefSeq and is a predicted model, not a curated record. Gene Ontology annotation, biological process: regulation of immune system process; regulation of cytokine production; negative regulation of transcription by RNA polymerase II.
UUCCAUUUCUCUUGUGUUGUGUGACGGCCAUUAAAAGCGCGUAAAAAUUUCGAUAUAUCUCCCGAAAAUCGGUGAAUAUAAUUAAAAUAAAUGAAAUUAAAUGAAACAUCCGUUGUGUAUUUUACAAAAUACAUAUAACUUCAAAUGUAAAACAUAAAAUAAACGCCGAAUUGUGCAAUUCAAUUGCUUCGAAGCGUUUUCGGGUGCAGAAACACGAAGAAAAAUCCACCAAUCGAAUUGUGCUUCGCCUGGCCUUUUUUAAUAGUAAUAGUGCCACAGCACAACAGAGAUGCAUCGAGUGGCAAGAAGAAUUAAAAGAAGAAAUUAAUGUAUAUAUCUUUUUUGUCAAAAACAAGUGAAAAUAGCGAGAAGCCAGCACAAUUUAUGCAACUUAACACGCACGCACACACAACUCAUCAUUGUGUGCGAUGGAUGUAGUAAUAAUGAUGAUGGUCACGAUGAUGAUGAUGAUGUGAGGAUGGCGAUGGUGUAAAUGUGUGUUCUAUAAAAAAAUACAUAGCAGCGGAAAAAAGUGUGUAAAACAUUGCAUGUUGGAGAAAGAAAUGUGUGUGUACAUCCCCAAACGUCGACAGUAAAUUUUUGUGUGUUAAUUCAACAAAAAAAGUAUAUAAUUUGUAAUAAGAAUUUCCAAAGGAUAUAACAAAAGAUUUAAAGUGGCAAAAGAAAUCCAUGAUAAAUGUGUGGGAGAAAACAUAAUUCCGAAGAAAAGUCAAUAAUAAUGAGAAAAGGGGAAAAUAAAAUAAAAAGGUAUAUUAAAAUCUAACGAAACGAACAGCAACAACAACUGCCAAUAAGAGAGAAAAAGAAAGAAGCAAUUACCACACACGCACACAUACAAACCAAUAACGCAUACUCGCGCGUCAAUAACUCGAGUUAGUGGUGUACCGAGUACUCGCUCGAAAAGUAGCCAAAAAGAAGUGAUUUUCUCAGCACUAUUUAAAUUUUCAAUUCUCUUUUGUUUUGAUUUAAAACGAAGAAAAAAGACAACGGCUACGACGACAAUACGAAGUGUGGUGGAACAAAAAUAUUCGUACUUGGUACGGUUUUCAAUUUUCUUUUUUUGUUUCAUUUAUUGUUUUUCAAGACCUAACUAACUAGUGAAUCGAAAUGUGUGUUUGCUUAUGUGACGAAGACACGAGAGAGUGAGAUACUACUUCGCAUAGAAAUAAUGUGUGUGAGAGUGUGUAAAGAUACGCGCGCGAGUGUGAGUGCGUAUAUGCUGUCGUCUUACGUCUGAAAGAGUAGUGCGCUGCCCCAUACGUGUGUCAGUUUAUGUACGAAUAAAUUAAAAAAAGGAAAAUACGUUUAUAUAUGGCCUUUGCGAGUGAGAGUGUGAGUUGCUUAAAAAUAAUGAUAUAAACAUAAUAAAAUAGAGAAAAAAAAACUAUAAAAGAGUAACCAAUACAACAACUAAUAAAUUGAAACGAUCCAUCCAAAAGCGAGAAAAUAAAAAAGAAAAACAAAAAAGAUUACAAAAGAGGUAGCAAUCCCCCCGAUAUUAAAACGACAACAACAAAUAAACAGGCUACAGUGCAAAGAGAGCCAAAUGCAGAAUAAGAAAAAGAAAUCAACAAAACAGCAACAAAAUGGAUACGACAACAACAGCAGCAGCAACAACAACAAAUACGUCAUCAGCAGCAACCGCAGCGGCGGUGGUAGCAACAACAAAAACUAAACAAUUGGAUUUUAAAAUACUGGUGGACCAAACACUCAAUUCCUUGGAUGGUUUUGAUCCUGUUUCCCGUUGUGAUGCUCUGCAUUAUCUCUUGCAGAACCUAAAAUUCAAAUAUUCCGACACCUGCGAACAAGUUGUACCGAGUGUAUUUUCACAUCUGCUCGAUCGCGGCUAUGCGAGCACCACUAAGGGGGCCUCAAAAAAACAAUUACAAUUAUUGCUUGCCACUAAAAAGGAGGACAUCAAGAUUGAGGAUGAGAAUGCCUCGUCGACUGAUUUAAAUCAAAACUUUGAUAAGAUCCUCUGUAAGGAGGAGUUCAUGUGCCUGGAUGAGGAGGAUGUCGAUUAUGCAGAUGAUGCGGAUAAUGAAAAUUCAAAUUUUCACAACAAACGUGUACGUUACAUCUCAUCAGGCGGAGCAUCGGCCGCAGCAUUAGCCGCCGCUUCGGCCGCAGGUCAUUUAAAUGCCAGUGGUAGUAGUCGCGAUCCUCUAGAUUUGAUCCCUUCCUCAGUAAUACACGCCCGACGUCUUGGCAGAUUAGCAGCUGCCGAUAAUGGUGACGGUGAUGAAAGUAAUAGUUUAGACGCUCUUGCCUCCGAUAGUCUAAAGAGAACGCGACGGAGAGGAUUCGCCGUCCAUUGCAGUAGUAGUAGUAGUAAAAAUAAUCUGGGAAAGUUGCAUCAUUCACGUUUGUUGUUUGAAAAGCUUCAGCGUGUUUCCCAUUUGGGCGAAGGUUAUGUCUUCCAUGCGGACAAUGAGUUUACAAUUCAUUUCCAUAGGAAGUCCGAAGAGUUGAGUAUACGCGUGUUCAAAGAACAAUUUCGUUUACAUUUAAAAAUAGCCUUGAGAGACCAUAACAAAGAAUUCCUGCGACAAUUUCAAAGCGAUUUAGUUUUAACGGGAAAAUUGCUGGGUACAACACCACCGCAGCAUGUGCUCGAUUCACUGCGCCUAGAGCGGGAGGAGGAGUGGCGCCAGCAGAAAUUACGAAAACAACAGCAACAAAUGUUGCUUAUGCAACAGCGAAGACGUAUUCGGGCAGCGUCUAAUAUUGGUGGAAGCGCCUAUGAUUCGGAAAUGGACUUUGAGCUAGAAUCAGAAUCUCAACUAUCAUCAGCUUCUCAUGAAAUUAUGAAAUUCGAAGAGAUCAUCGAUGAGGGCGUGGGACCUGGUCGUCUCAUCGAUGGCUUGGUAAUGGAGCCAGAAAUAGAGGAUGUUAUUGAGAGGGGCAGUGGUGCAAGUGUAAGUGUUAGCGGCGGCAGCAGCAACAGCUCCGGAGGUAAUGGCCUAGACACCUUACCCAAUGACUUGGUGACAACAGACAGUGCUUCAACUUUGACCUCACCGUUUGUUGGUGCUGUUGGCGGAGGUAGUAGUGAUUUGGCAACCGUAGGUUCAAGUUUCAAAAAUCAUUUGACACAACAACAACAACAACAACAGGGGGCCACAAACAACAGCCUUCUUAUGAAUGGUCUAACACCAGCAGCUGGUCCUGGUGCCAACAACCUUAUUCCUAACAAUUUAACUAAUCAACAGAUGCAUGGCAUGGCCAUGGGCGGUAAUCAUAAUCAUCCGAAUAUGUCCUCCAAGGAGCAACAACUAUAUCAUCAACAACAAAUGUUGCAGCAUAAUCAGCAGCAAUUGACGGAAGAAGGUCUGAAAACGCAGAUGGCCGGAGGAAAGGGUCAGCAGCAGCCACAACAGCAUAACAUUGCUAGCCUAAUGAAUAACAAUAUGGGCCAGCAACAAGCUUUCCAGCAGGGUGGACCGCCACAUCAUCAGCAACAGCAGCAGCAAACACCACAGCAGCGCUAUCUGCUACAGCAACAACAACAACAGCAGCAGCAGCAACAACAACAUCACCAACAAGGUCCUUAUAAUUCACAUAUGCCAGCACAAAAUCAUCCCUUGGCCAUGAUGGGUGGCAUGAUGGAGUCGGCCAACCAACAGCAUCAACAAAUGCAGCAGCAUCAGCAGCGUAUGCAAAUAAAUGCCCCCAAUAAUGUUAUCAAUAGUAUAGACAAUAUUCUGGGUGUUGCUGGCAACGGUUCCAAACCGCAAGCCAACACUCCAGAAAACUUGCAAUAUAUGCAACAGCCAGGCAGCCACCAGCAACAAAUGGCACCACACAUGCAAAAUAUGCCACCCCACAUGCUUAUGCAGCAACAGCAGCAGCAGCUACCACAAGAUCAUCCAUCGUUUUUGGCUGGCUCGGGGACAAUUCCACCACCAACUACCUCUCAGACGCCUGGUGUACUCCAAAAUCCCAAUACUCCCACUGGCAACAAUUCAUCGGCGAAUGCUUCUUUCGAUCACGAUGAUCCGGACAUGUCCCACGAUGAAGACGAUGAGGACCAUGAAAACGAUACAAAUGAUGGUAUGGAACCCAAACAGCAGCUUAUUGAUGGUGGCAGCAGUAGCAGUACUUCACUGCAGGCGCCACCCGGUGGAACGAAUGCAUCUGGAGGCUCAAAGAAGGAGAAACCCAUAUACAAUUGCUUGUUGUGUCCCAAAUCAUAUCGCAAACGAAAGUCUUUAUUGGAUCACUAUAAGAUUCAUCCCGGUUACUGCCAUGACUGUGGCAAAGCCAAUGGCACUUCAUUAGAGGAAAUUAUACAUCACAACCGCACGGUACAUGCCAAGGACUUUCCUUUCGUUUGCGAGACCUGUGGCGAAUCUUACUCAAGACGUCAACAAUUUCAUGCCCAUGUUGAAUCUCACAAUAAGAAGGAAUUCAAAACUUAUUCAUGUAUCGAAUGCGGCCAAAAGUUCUCUCACAAAAAACUUCACCAACAACAUUUGGACGAUACUGGCCACAAGGCAGAUGGUGCUAUUUGUGAGGUAUGCGGUGAUGAAUUUCCAUCGAAGAAUGCUCUCUAUCAACAUAUCGUUAGAGUUCAUAAAAAGGACAACUUGUUCGAGUGCCACAUAUGCCAGAAUCGUUUUACGCUGAAGGCUAAUUUGGAACGGCAUGUCCAACUGCACACAGAGAUUAAGAGGACCUAUGUCUGUGAUAUCUGUGGCUCAUCAUAUUUUACAUAUCCAGCUUUAAAAGAUCAUUACAGCAAUGCCCAUACAGAUGCCUCCGAAUGCAAAUGUACAUUGUGUGGCAAGCGUUUUGGUUCAGUCAAAUCAUUACAACGUCACUUACCAUCGCACUCGGAAGAGCGACCACACAGUUGUUGUUAUUGUGAACAGACAUUCAAAUGGAAAACGCAUCUGGUACGUCACAAACAAACCGUACACGGUAACCAGCCCUCCCCCAAGAAAGUUAAGCGGUUUUCAAAGGAUGGUGAUGAAUUGGUGCCCAUGUCUGAUGUCCCUGGCCCGCCACCAGCUAAAGUUGCAAAAAAAUCGAAUGCUAGCAAACCAAAACAGCAGACGGCACAACAACAACAAAAAAUGGGAGCUGUUGCAACACCGCCACCCCUUUCAACAACGCCAGGAACAUCAUCGUCCUCCCAACAAGAUCCUUUCAAUGCUGCCAUCAUUAGUAACAAUAGUUCACAAUCUUCGACUGCAUCAACAUCACAGCACUCGCUGCAGUCUGGUGAAUCUCAACCGAAUUCCAUGUAUAGUCAAAAUUUCAGUGCUGAGAAAUUGUUGGGGCAACAACAUGCGCCGCAGCCAACGCAAACGGCGGCACCGCAACAACAAGCACAGCCAAUGUUAGCUACACACAAUCAACAUCCACAACAAAGACCAACACCACCUCCUCACCAACAACAACAACAACAACAGCAGCAACAUCACCGUCACACUCCUAACAAUAGUCACACGCCGGACAAUAAUAUGCCCCGCAUUAACAGCUUUGGUGGCGGUGGGCCCGCACAACCAGAAACACAAUUUCAUUUCGAUCAAAGUGCCGCUGGCGGCCCUGCAUCAACCAUUACUAAUCCCGGUGCUUAUCCACAACAUCAAAUUAUAAAUCAGUAUCAGCAGCAGCACCAUCAACAGCAACAACAGCAGCAACUGCAAACGCCUCAGCCACCACCACAACAGGGCCAACAACAACAGCAUAUGCGUAGUCAUACUCCGCAAAGUCCACAUCAUAGUCAUGUGCCGCAACAACAUCCGCACUUUUCUUCGCCACAUCAGCAGCAUUUGCAAAGUGCUGCUCAGCAGCAACAACAUCAACAACAAAUGCACCAUCAUCAAAUGAUGCAGCAACAGUUGCAACAGCAACAACAUCAACAGCAAGCUGCAGCCCAUCAGAGGCAUAAUCAACAAAGAUCACCUCAUCCCCAUCAGACGCCUGCACAACAGUUGCAACAACAACACCAACAGCCAAUGCAUUCGCCUCAACACGCUCGUCUACAAUCACCAGCGCCUCAAUCGCAUACGCCGCAACCACAGGCAACACCACAACAACAACAGCCAAGUGUUGCUGCCAACCAUCAACAGCAAUAUACAACAGAUGCUUGGGGCAAUAUCAAUUUUGUGGGACAUGCUGCUAAUGCCACCAAUCAUCCUCAGCAACAGCAACAACAACAACAGCAGCAGCAGCAACAAAGCAAUGCUAGCAAUUUGCCAACAUCUGAUAAAGAUAAUCCCAAUAAAUUCUACAUCGUAGAUUCUUCCGAAUUUCUGGGUCUUCCAAUGAACGUUUCUGGCAGCACAACGCCGGGGGUUGCGGAAACAAAUCAAUUAAGCAGUACACAACACCAGCAACAACAGCAACAACCCCAAUCGCCUAUGGUGGCGGCUAACAAGUCAGCUCAACAGCAGCAGGAACAAGAUUUGAUGAGCUUUCAGAAUAUGUGGCCGCAAACAAAUCAGGCGCCCAAUCAAAUGGCCUAUAGUACGAAUGGAGGUCAACAACAACAGCAGGCGCAACAACAGGCUCAGCAGCAGCAACAACAACAACAACAACCACCUCAAACACCACAACAGCAAAGUGCUACGAAUCAACAAACUUCCGGAGUUGCCAAUGUGGGCGGAGCUGCAGAUCCCCAUAACUACAAUAAUAUUGGCAGUAUUUUAACGAAUCUCAUAGACAACAAUCCGAACCCAAUGGAAUACAAUUUCGAAUUAAUGCAACAGGGAUCAGUGCCAGUGGCUGGCAGUACCGCUACGGCAACUUCGGCAGCUGCACAAAGCCAACAACAGCAGCAGCAAAGCGCUUUAAGUGUGCACCACCAACAGCAACAGCAGCAACAUCAGGCAGCAACCGCAGCCUCAGCCUAUGGUUUGCAACCUACACCGGGUGCCAGUGGCCUAAUACGCCAUGCUAGUGUUUAUGGUGCGCCUGGAUCGAUUUAUGAUCCUCAUCCCCAUCAUCCUGCUGCUCAUCAUGCCUCAAGUUUAGCCGAAAUGGGUGAACAGCAAAAGAAUAGCUUUCAACCAUAUCAUCCACAUGCUCUGCAAUCACAUGCUCAUGCUUUGGGUGGCCAUCCGUUGGCGCCAACCGCACAUCACGCUUUGGCUGCAGCUUCGCACUUGUUACCGCCACCACCACCGCAUGCAGGCCAUCAUGUCUACGAUCGUGGUGGCUAUUCUGUGCUGGGUGGUGAAGAUGCCAAGGCAGUGCUGCCACCGAUCAGUGAUUAUAUGCAUCACAUGCAGCAACAACACGUCCAACAACCCGAUCUAUUGUACUAUCCAGUGAAAAAUGAAUGACAUUUAAAAUAGGUCAUGCCCACUGGUGGGGCUGGCGGGAAUACAAAUAGUAAUACGGCGAGAGCAGCGCAUGUCUAUCACCAGGGACUUGCAUCACCACACCACCACCACCACCAUCAUCACCAUCCUCAGCAUGCACAAACACCGCCCCAGUAUCCAUAUCACCACCACCCCCACCAUCACAUGCAGCAACAAUAUCAGCGCGGUAAGACCCAUCCCCACCAUCAUCAUCCCGGUCAUAGCGCGGGGCAUUCACAAUCUGAGUUGCUGCAUUGGUGGCCGCCACCACCAGUGCCUCCAUCAAUGACUACAUCACAAACAUCAUCAGCGGUGGCAGCCGCCACAUCGGCUUCAAUGUCGGCAUCAUCAGCAUCAUUAUCCACUGCAAACACAAAAUCUAAGAGAGGCGAUGUUUCAUAUUAGGUUUUAAGCUUGCGUUUUAUUUUUGUUUUGUUUAUAAAUAUUUUUAUUAUUUUUU